CAACGCUGGUCGCUCAUGACAGUGCUGUAUCUCGGUGUGCGCUACCUUGGAAUCCUAUCUGCUGCGUAUGUUCGGGAGGCUAAACAUUUGGUGUUGUGCUAAUCGUCUAUCUCUUAUAAUCAGUCUGUCCAUGGUCGACAAUGUUCUGACCAUCUCGCUGACAGAUACAGUGAGCUGGAUGAUGUACACUAUACUAUGGGAUUGGACGGGUGCUGUGGUAUUUGCGAUGCUGUGGGGUGAGCUUUGCACUUGCGAAACCUCAAAAGAUCCUGAUAUUUCUCGUUGUCACCUUCCUGGCAAUCAACACUUUUGCUGGAGUGACAGCCGUAAUGUCAAUGAUGCAUACUUCAGGAGGUACACUUAA
Molecule: messenger RNA, 364 nt
Organism: Suillus discolor
Lineage: Eukaryota; Fungi; Basidiomycota; Agaricomycetes; Boletales; Suillaceae
Exons: 5
Coding region: 68-364 (98 amino acids)
Source: RefSeq, a predicted model, not a curated record